AUGGAUUUCAGUGGGAAAUAUCAGCUGGAGUCACAUGAGAACUUUGAGGCUUUCAUGAAGGCCAUUGGACUGCCGGAGGAUGAGAUCGAGAAAGGCAAAGACAUCAAGAGCAUCUCAGAGAUCCAGCAGGACGGAAAUGACUUCAAGGUGACGGUGACGGCGGGAACUAAAGUGAUCCUGUACUCGUUCACUGUGGGUGAGGAGUGUGAGCUGGAGACCUUCACUGGAGAAAAGGCUAAAACUGUGGUUCACAUGGACGGGAAUAAGCUGACGGUGUUUGUGAAGGGGAUCGACUCUGUGACUGAGCUGGAUGGAGACACUAUCAGUAACACCCUCAGCUUCGAUGGCAUUGUGUACAAGAGGAUCAGCAGGCGCAUCUCCUGAUCGUCUCACUUCUGUUUGUUUGGAAAG
Megalobrama amblycephala (Wuchang bream) is the source of this 411-nucleotide messenger RNA. RefSeq names its product fatty acid binding protein 1a, liver (gene fabp1a). Bases 1 to 384 code for a protein of 127 amino acids. Gene Ontology annotation, molecular function: fatty acid binding. The transcript has 4 exons. The record is from RefSeq and is a predicted model, not a curated record. NCBI's taxonomy places the organism in Eukaryota, Metazoa, Chordata, Actinopteri, Cypriniformes, Xenocyprididae. Gene Ontology annotation, biological process: fatty acid transport. Gene Ontology annotation, cellular component: cytosol; nucleus.